Messenger RNA from Daldinia caldariorum, 1655 nucleotides. RefSeq lists its product as uncharacterized. The record is from RefSeq and is a predicted model, not a curated record. The coding region runs from base 617 to 1093 and encodes 158 amino acids. Lineage: Eukaryota; Fungi; Ascomycota; Sordariomycetes; Xylariales; Hypoxylaceae. The transcript has a single exon.
AAUAUAGAUGCGAGAAUCUGGCCAGGAUCAUAAGGUGCUAUGAGCUCCAAAAUCAUACUGGCACCGACAUCUUGUUCAUUACAUAGUAGCUACCUAGGUACCUGUAGGAUAGAGCCUCGUUCUAAGUAGUGGUCCAUGGAGAUUAAAAAUUGAACCAACUAAAAGAAAGUUGCCGUAGAAUAUCUGGUGUAAAAGAGAUAGAGUCUAAGCGCCUUUCGUAUCUUCGAUAUUAGCUAUUGCGGCCCGUGAUCCUGGAUCUGAUUCGCCCUGCAACAAGCCGCUAUCGUGACUACGGGACCUGAGACGUCUGAUCACCCUGGUCUGACACCCCCUCUCCCCAUCGAACGGUAUUAGUCCAAAGUCUUAUAUUUUCCAAUGAUACCUUCGACCUUUUCCGCUUCCUCUUUCUUUUCCCCUUAUUCCACGAGUUGAUCUCUUCAUUCUUGGCCUCCUUUCGUUUACCGUUCGCUUCAUCAACUUUCAUUGUAAUUACAUCGACAGUGUUUUGUGGCAGGCCACAGCAUCCCAACGAAGUUUUUAAUUAUUCGAUUCCCUAGUUUUUUUCUUCAAUUUUUUAUUUAACAAAGAAAAAUAAAAUAAAAAAUCGCCCGGCACUAUGUCCCGAACACCGUUCCAACUUCUCGUAUUCCUCCUGUCCAUCUGCAGUAUUGUAGUGGCCGAGGUCGAUGUCACGCACGACCUGCUUCCGCGACAGAGUCCCAGCGCAAACGAUGUGAACUCGCCUAUCUGCAAGAACUAUGCGGUGGUAGCCAACCUUUCCACCAUCGCAUUGAACUCGACGUACCGCGCGGCGUUCCUACGUUCCUCUCCCCUCGGAACGUUCCCUGCCAGGGAAAUCUUGGAUGUACAGGCCCCGAAACUCGCCGCGAUGAUGAUGGAUACCCAAUUGAACCGGCGAUGCGGAAAUCUAUCCCAAGCUGCGAUCGACGGAGCCGCUGCCAACCUUACCGCGGGUACUGUACUCGGUCUGCCGAUCCUCGACGCGCCUGGCAUUGACCCUGCGAAUGUGGCCAUGCCCAUUGUCGGAAUUGCCAUCUUCUUGAUGUUUGGUGGAACAUGGCUUGCGUUGUAAGCCGCUCCAGUGCGAGGCUUUAUUUAAUUUAAUGAGAACGUGAGGGGAAUUUGAGGCUUAGAUUGUCCUUGAGCGAGAUAACCCAACCCCCCUAGACAGUUGGUGUAAAGUUGGAAGUUGGACAUUGUAAUAGGUUUUGAUGAACGUGUCCCGGAAUUGUCAUGUAUAUAUAACUGUCCAGUUCGCCGUCGGGCGGUUGUGCUGGCACUGAAGCAAUAGACGUUUGGUUGGCCAAAUCCCGUAUUUAUUACAGCAAGUCAUAUGAAAAAUCUAUAACUUUUGUCUUACUUAGAUAUGUACCUUUUACAGGUAUGCGUUGUUUUGUAAAUGGUUCACCAUGUGAUUAUGGGGGAAUCGGGCAGGCUACGGAUUUGUAGUGGACUUGCGGAUACCUAAGCAACGGGAUGGAAACAGGUAUCUAACCUACCUAGGUACCUGUAAUUAUUAGUUCUCACCUUACCUAAGGUACAGGUAUUUUGCUAUUAAAGCAAGAGUUGAAUUUUAAUGUCUUAAUAAUUGGGUUCAGUACCUUAGGUAAUUUCACUCAUACAACAGGUACCUA